This is a messenger RNA of Engraulis encrasicolus (European anchovy), 1420 nucleotides long. Its product is annotated as beta-1,4 N-acetylgalactosaminyltransferase 2-like. The transcript has 11 exons. The record is from RefSeq and is a predicted model, not a curated record. The coding region runs from base 1 to 1404 and encodes 467 amino acids. Gene Ontology annotation, biological process: UDP-N-acetylgalactosamine metabolic process; UDP-N-acetylglucosamine metabolic process. Gene Ontology annotation, molecular function: acetylgalactosaminyltransferase activity. Lineage: Eukaryota; Metazoa; Chordata; Actinopteri; Clupeiformes; Engraulidae.
AUGGUGCCUGAAGUGCGAUGGGAUGUGAAGUGGAAUGGGAGUGUUGAAACUGACCCUAUUAAUAACACAAGAAUUCUUGAGAGACAUUUGCCUUCCCCCUCGUGUUCCUGUCCUGGCAAGAAUGCUGACAUCAUCAGCAGUGUUGAAGCAAAAAUGCGGACGUUCACUAUGAAGAGACGAGCGGAAGAGCAUGAAAAGCAACAGAUCAGGGACUCGACUGGUUUUGCUGGAGUCCUCAUCAGUCCCCCCAACUCCCCCCUGCAGUACCCCUCCCAUGGAGUCACGGUGGAGCCCCUGAAGACAACUCUCCUGCCAGGGUUGGCUGUACACACUCAAGAAGGAGGAAAGGUUUUCAAGGUGUCCCUGCAUGCCUCCCACGGUGUCAUGGCCGUGCAGGGGGCUCCACAGGAGCAGGGCGUGAGAGGCCAGAAUCAGAGCGUUCUGGACAUCAGUGCCACGAGCCUGGCACACCUUAAUGAGCUGCUGGCACAGGUGACCUACUGCAGCACGGCCUACCACUUACACAUGGAGGACUUGGUCCACUUCUCUUUUGAGGACCAUGAGGUCGUCUUUCCAGUCACAGUCAAGAGGUCUUCAAUUCCUGUUCUGUACGAUCUGGGUGAAGACAUUAAUUCUCAGGUGACCAUAGCCGUCAAGACGUUCUUAAGAUAUAAAGAGCUGAGGACAUUGAUCGAAAGCAUUAGGGUGAAAUACCCACACAUUCGAAUCAUUAUCGCAGAUGACAGCAAAGAACCAGAGAAAGUGGAGGGUCACAAUAUUUACCAAUACAUCAUGCCUCCUGCCCAGGGCUGGUUUGCCGGUCGGAACCUGGCCAUCUCCCAGGUAACCACCAAGUACUUCCUGUGGGUGGAUGACGACUUCCUCUUCCUGAAUGAGACCAGCAUUGAGAAGUUUGUGGAGAUUAUGGAGGCGGUGCCAAAGCUGGAUGUGCUGGGAGGUUCUGUAGGUGGUGACCGGUUCUACUUCACUUUGGAGCACCAGGAGGGUGCGGAGGGGGAGGGUGGCUGUCUGUCGCGACGGCGGAACAAACGUCACGGCCCGCUGCCCGGCUUUAAGGACAGCUUCUUUGGCAGUUUCAUCAAAAGAACAGGGGUUAAGGACUGUGUACUGGUGGAUGGAGUGGUCAACUACUUCCUGGCUAGAACUGAUGCUGUGCGCAAGGUGGGAUUUGACCCCAUGCUGCAGAGGACAGCCCACUCUGAGUUCUUCAUGGAUGGUCUCGGUCGUCUGCUGGUGGCAUCCUGUAAAGGCCUGGUGAUUGGCCAUCAGAAGCCCCAAUCAAACCCCCAAUACAAAAAGUUUCGCAAUCCUGGACGUGGUGAAACCACCAAUAAACUGCGCCUGCAUUACUUUAAGAACCACCUCAAGUGUGUUGCAUAUUGAGCUGGGUGGGAGCUGU